CCCUGCAUGCAGAACAUUCAUUGGGUGAUACGAUGUACGAUUGUACAUUUGUACUGACGUAUACUGUAUAGUAUUUAUGUAUACGCCGUAAAACGUGGCGCGACCAUAUUUGUUUUACUACAAUCGCCAUUUUUUAUGUUGGAGCACUUUCCGGCGCUUAAUUUUUUGAUUUUCGCGUAACAUGGCGUUAUUAAUAAUCGUGGCUUAAGUUAGGCCAAAUACAUAUGGAGCAAACAGUAUGUGGCGCUACAUGGAUGGCGCCGUGGGCGCAAGUCGACGAUAUCCCCUGCAAUUUAUUCUUCGCGUGACAAUAUUUGUCAGCCUUGUGGUUUUCUUCAUUAAUUCCCUGCUGAACAAACUGGACCAUGCUUGCACAGCCGCUGAGGUUGGUCUUCAGAAUGACGCGUCACGACUACCGUCAUCAGUUUUCGCCGGGAACGACACCAUGACCGCACCGACUGUGUUCUUCGUGCAUUACGUAAAAUUCACUCCGCGACGGAUUCCAUUACGGUUUCUGGAUUACGUCAGCAUCCGCUCGGCGUUGAACAACGUCAAACCGGAUAAGGUCCUCGUCCACGGCGACACCGAACCCACCGGACCCUACUGGGAGCUGCUUCGCAAAACUGGGAUGGUCGCACACCGAUUUCGGCAACCGACAAAAACAGCCGGGAAAACAAAAGUUAAAUUCCGCGAACACUGGGCGGAUAUGGCUAAACUGGACGUGGUACUGGAAUACGGGGGCGUGGCCGCAGAUUUUGACGUGUAUUUCAUCCGCGGGGAGCGGAUCAAGGAGAUCCUGCAGACGAAGCAGUCCAUCACGUGCUACGGCGAUGAAGACGGCUAUAACAUCGGCUUCGUCGCCGGGCGCAAGGCGGCGCCGUUACUGACCGCCUGGCGACGCAGCUACGAGGAUAUCUACCUGCACGACUGGAAUUUCAAUCAAGCGCGCGUGGCACGGUAUUUAAGUAUACUGUAUCGCGAGACGAACUACGUCGCCGGAUUCGUGUGUAAUAAUCCGCAUCCGAAUAAUCUGUACCCGUUUUAUAAGCAGUUGGGCGUGGUUAAGUGGGAAAGUUCCCUGGCGGUGCAUACGUACUACCGGCAAGUUGGGAGCUAUGCCGAGAAACCGGAUGAUUUGUAUAAGCACAGCGAUCGGAAUACGUCGCAUGUGGAGAUGCUGAUAUCGUUGCUGGAAGGCCGGUUGCCGGCGAUGGAGGACGGUUUUCGGGAUGAGAUCGAUCCUUUGACUGGACGGUUGAUCGGGGAUGCUGCUCCAGUAACCGAAUUAAGAAAAACAACGGCGAAUAUCCGUAUAACUGAUAUUGAUAUAUGA
Messenger RNA from Paramacrobiotus metropolitanus, 1333 nucleotides. RefSeq lists its product as uncharacterized. The transcript has a single exon. The record is from RefSeq and is a predicted model, not a curated record. Bases 239 to 1333 code for a protein of 364 amino acids. Lineage: Eukaryota; Metazoa; Tardigrada; Eutardigrada; Parachela; Macrobiotidae.